GUGCGCCUUGCGUUAUUUCUUGGGGUCGCUUUCUCGGGACAGCGACUUGGUCAGCAUCAGUGUUCUCGGGGUUUCGACAGCGUAUAGUGUGUUUGAAACGCUAAGUGCCUUUUUCCAGUUUUCUUCCCUCCUAAGCGAACAACAAAAACACAAACACCAUGGACGCCAUCAAGAAGAAGAUGCAAGCGAUGAAGCUUGAGAAGGAUAAUGCCAUCGACAAGGCAGAUACCUGCGAGAAUCAAGCUAAGGAUGCCAACUCCCGCGCCGACAAACUCAAUGAGGAGGUGCGCGAUUUGGAGAAGAAAUUCGUUCAGGUUGAGGUCGAUUUGGUCACCGCCAAGGAGCAGCUGGAGAAGGCCAACACCGAAUUGGAAGAGAAGGAGAAACUGUUGACCUCCACGGAGUCCGAGGUUGCCACCUUGAACCGUAAGGUCCAACAGAUUGAGGAGGAUUUGGAGAAAUCUGAGGAGCGCUCAACCACCGCACAACAGAAGCUGUUGGAGGCCACACAAUCGGCCGAUGAGAACAACCGUAUGUGCAAAGUAUUGGAGAACCGUUCCCAGCAGGAUGAGGAGCGUAUGGAUCAGUUGACCAACCAAUUGAAGGAAGCCCGUAUGUUGGCUGAGGAUGCUGAUACCAAGUCCGAUGAAGUGUCCCGCAAGCUGGCCUUCGUUGAAGACGAGCUCGAAGUUGCUGAGGAUCGUGUCCGCUCCGGUGAAUCCAAGAUCAUGGAGCUGGAGGAAGAAUUGAAGGUUGUCGGUAACUCCCUGAAAUCUCUGGAAGUGUCAGAGGAGAAGGCCAACCAGCGCGUUGAGGAAUUCAAGCGCGAGAUGAAGACCUUGUCCGUCAAAUUGAAGGAAGCCGAACAGCGCGCCGAGCACGCCGAGAAGCAAGUGAAGCGCCUGCAGAAGGAAGUCGACAGGCUAGAAGACGAGCUGGGCAUCAACAAGGACAGAUACAAGUCUCUUGCCGACGAGAUGGACUCCACAUUCGCCGAAUUGGCUGGCUAUUAAGCGUGGCACUGAGCGGAGCCUCUGGAACGAUGGACGAAGAGAAGAUCAGAAGAAGAAGAAGAACUCAAUUAAAUGUAAACGAAUAUCAUCUCAAGAUCAUUUUGCAAAUCUAAAAAACAAUACCAAGAACAACAUCCAUUGUGUAUAUCUUUAAACAAAAAUCUAUUUCUAAAUAAAUAAAUAACACCAACAACUAGA
Molecule: messenger RNA, 1211 nt
Organism: Drosophila sulfurigaster albostrigata
Lineage: Eukaryota; Metazoa; Arthropoda; Insecta; Diptera; Drosophilidae
Gene: Tm2
Product: tropomyosin-2
Exons: 4
Coding region: 159-1013 (284 amino acids)
Biological process (GO): muscle contraction; actin filament organization
Cellular component (GO): actin filament
Molecular function (GO): actin filament binding
Source: RefSeq, a predicted model, not a curated record